Messenger RNA from Penicillium coprophilum, 669 nucleotides. Its product is annotated as SRPBCC domain-containing protein. Bases 1 to 669 code for a protein of 222 amino acids. The record is from RefSeq and is a predicted model, not a curated record. Lineage: Eukaryota; Fungi; Ascomycota; Eurotiomycetes; Eurotiales; Aspergillaceae. The transcript has a single exon.
AUGGCGACCUUAACAGACCCAACAAACGCCACGCGCGCAACCCCUAAUAUUCCCUUCGAGCAAGCAAUCCUACACAUCGGCAGCUCAACCUUCAUAAGUGCCCCGUCCCAAGAGGUCUGGGCCGCCUUAACAAACACAUCAACAUGGCCAAGCUGGAAUACCUUCGUGCCACGCAUAACCAUCCGCUCCCAGCCAGCCCCAGACCCGUCUCCAUCCACCUCCGCACCAGACCCAACACCAGCAUCAACAUCUACAUCCACAUCCACACCAACAGAAACAAAUUUAUCUCCAAUCCUGCAAAAAGGAACAAAAUUCACCUUGCACGUUCGCAUGGAUUCAACAUCUACCAAGCCCCAACCAUCAAAAGACAUACAUGCUCUCGUAAGCGAAUGUAGUGCGCCAAACGCGGAGACAGGUCAGGGCGGCCGUAUCGUGUGGAUCGCUGACGCCGAAGCGCCGGGUGCGUUUGCGUCAUCGCUUUUACAGGCGGAGCGGGUGCAUGAGUUUACGGCUGUGGAGGGUGGGACGGAGGUGCGGAAUUGGGAGGCGCAGAAUGGGUGGUUGGCUUAUGUGGUGCGGUGGAUGUACGGGGUUAAGCUGCAGGAUUCUUUUGACCUGUGGGUUGCUGAUUUGAAGGGUUUUGUCGAAGGCAGUAAUGCCGCUGCUUGA